AUGGGUACAAACCAAUCUCUCCCCAAGAUAACACCGCAGGACCGUGCUAUUCUCGAUCUCAAGCUUCAGCGAGAUAAAUUGCGGCAGUAUCAGAAGAAGAUUCAGGUUAUCUUGGACAGGGAACAUGCUAUUGCAAAGGAACAUCUAACGGCGGGCCGGAAAGAUCGAGCUAUCGUCGCUUUGCGGCGCAGAAGGUACCAGCAGAGUUUGCUUUUGAAGACUGAUGGGCAACUAGAGAACCUGGAACAGCUGGUGUCUUCAAUAGAGUUCUCCCUUAUCGAGGUCUCUGUCGUGCAUGGCUUGAAGCAAGGCAACGACGUUCUCAAGGAGAUCCACAAGGAGCUCAACGUCGAACAGGUAGAGAAGCUCCUAGAAGACUCUCAUGAAGCUAGGGAGUAUCAGAGGGAAAUCGGAGAACUGCUAGUAAAUCAACUCUCAUUAGACGACGAAGACGCUGUGCAGGCCGAGUUGCUCGAACUACAAGCAAAAGCACUGGAAGUACCCCAAGAGAUGCCACCAGUCCUUCUUCCCGACGCACCAACGUCAGAGCCAGCUCAGCCUAUUUCCGAAGAUCAUCGGCCAGCAGAAGAGCACGACAGAGUGUUAGUGCCAUCAUGA
Guyanagaster necrorhizus is the source of this 618-nucleotide messenger RNA. RefSeq lists its product as uncharacterized. Bases 1 to 618 code for a protein of 205 amino acids. The transcript has 7 exons. NCBI's taxonomy places the organism in Eukaryota, Fungi, Basidiomycota, Agaricomycetes, Agaricales, Physalacriaceae. The record is from RefSeq and is a predicted model, not a curated record. Gene Ontology annotation, cellular component: ESCRT III complex; multivesicular body. Gene Ontology annotation, biological process: vesicle budding from membrane; late endosome to vacuole transport via multivesicular body sorting pathway.